GACGCGUAGUGGAAACAAGCAGGUCCCGAUGCACAAGUCACGGCAACCCUCGGCGGAGAUGAAGGCGGACUCCGAUUGGCUCUGAUUUUUAAAAGCCUUUUUCAUUCAGGAGGUUGCUUGCCCGUUAUCAAUAUGGCAGAGCCGUCAUCCCCAGUACCCACCGCUGCAAAAAUGGCGUCACUUAGCCGGGUUCGAGCUCUGACGAUGAUUUUCUUAACUGUCACUGGCUGUUUUGUCAUCCCGACAAGUGGCAAGGAAGGGUCCGAGGAGACGGUCAUCAUUGGGCUCCGACUGGAGGACACGGACGACAUUUCUUUCAUGGAUAGGGGCUACCUGCGGGUGAGUGAACGGUCUCGGGUGAAAUUAAGGGUGUACGGGCAAAACAUAAACAACGAGACGUGGUCCAAAAUUGCUUUUACGGAACACGAGCGGACCCGAGCGAUAGGGAACAUUGACAGCUCCUCGGGGGAUAACCAGAGCCAAGAGGACACGUCUGGCUUGCAUCCCUGCGGUAUUAGGACUUCGGAUAUAAUUAUAUUGCCCAACAUCAUCUUAAAUCGCAAGACGUCUGGAAUAGUUGAAAUUGAGGUCAAACCUCUACGAAAGACGGAAAGGAGUAAAGCGUAUUACCUUUGCAUCGCCACCUCGACUCCGGCCGUGGCUGGGAUGCAUGACCCGUGGACGGAGAACACCUGGAUCUAUCACGACGGGGAUGACACCAAAGUGAUAGUGGUGGAGGAGAAAAAGUUUCUGCUGCCUUUCUGGCUCCAGGUCAUCUUCAUCUCCAUGUUGCUGUGCCUGUCGGGCAUGUUCAGCGGGUUGAACUUGGGGCUGAUGGCUCUGGACCCCAUGGAGCUGCAGAUAGUGCAGAAUUGUGGCACCGAAAGGGAGAAGAAUUACGCCAAAAAAAUAGAGCCCGUCAGGAGCCAAGGGAAUUACUUGCUUUGUUCACUUCUCCUCGGAAACGUGCUGGUGAAUACCACGCUGACCAUCUUGCUGGAUGAUAUCGCUGGUUCUGGGUUGAUAGCGGUGGUCAUGUCCACCAUUGGAAUAGUCAUCUUUGGAGAAAUAGUGCCCCAAGCCAUCUGCUCCAGACACGGCCUGGCCGUCGGCGCAAACACAAUAUUCCUCACCAAGUUUUUUAUGCUGCUCACUUUCCCUGCUUCCUACCCUGUGAGCAAACUGUUAGAUUAUCUGCUGGGCCAGGAGAUUGGAACCGUGUACAACAGGGAGAAGCUUUUGGAGAUGCUGCGCGUCACGGACCCCUAUAACGAUCUGGUGAAGGAGGAGUUGAACAUCAUCCAGGGCGCGCUGGAGCUUAGGACUAAAACCGUGGAGGACGUGAUGACGCCGCUGAGAGAUUGCUUCAUGAUCCCCGGCGAUGCCACCCUCGAUUUUAACACCAUGUCCGAGAUCAUGAAGAGCGGCUACACGCGCAUCCCCGUCUUCGAGGGCGAGAGGUCCAACAUUGUGGACCUACUUUUCGUCAAGGACCUGGCGUUCGUGGACCCAGAUGAUUGUACCCCGCUCAAAACCAUCACAAAGUUUUACAGUCACCCGUUGCAUUUUGUGUUCAAUGACACCAAGUUGGACGCAAUGCUGGAGGAGUUUAAAAAAGGAAAAUCCCACCUGGCCAUAGUUCAGAGGGUGAACAAUGAGGGUGAGGGUGACCCCUUCUACGAGGUUCUGGGUAUUGUCACCCUGGAGGAUGUUAUCGAAGAAAUCAUCAAGUCAGAGAUCCUGGACGAGACUGAUUUGUACACUGACAACAAGACAAAGAAGAAAAUCACCCAUCGGGAAAGGAAGCAGGAUUUCUCGGCCUUCAAGCCCACCGACAAUGAAAUGAAGGUUAAAAUAUCACCUCAGCUUCUGCUGGCUACCCUGCGUUUCUUAGCAACAGAGGUUGAGCCGUUUGGACCAGUGCAAAUGUCAGAGAAGAUUCUGCUGCGCUUGUUGAAGCACCCCAACGUCAUCCAGGAGCUGAAGUAUGAUGAGAAGAACAAGCGGGCAGCUGAGCACUACCUCUUCCACAGGAACAAGCCCGUGGACUAUUUCAUACUCAUUCUCCAGGGGAAGGUGGAGGUGGAGGCGGGAAAAGAGGGGAUGAAGUUUGAAGCAGGGCCCUUCUCCUUCUAUGGCAUGAUGGCUCUGACCGCCUCACCAGUCCCUCUGUCCCUGUCUCGUACGUUUGUGGUCAGUAGGGCUGAAUCAUUAGCAGGAUCUCCAGAGAAUAAGUCUCCCCCACGACCGUUUGGACUCAACCACUCAGACUCCCUGAACAGGAGUGAUCGUAUAGAUGCCAUCACACCUACCCUUGGCAGCAGUAACAACCAGCUCAAUGCCUUUCUGCAGAUCUAUGUACCUGACUACUCUGUCAGAGCCAGCUCAGACCUGCAGUAUAUAAAGGUAACGCGCCAACAGUACCAGAACGCCCUGAUGGCGUCACGCAUGGACAAGACGCCCCAGUCCACAGACAGCGAGUUCACCAAGAUCGAGCUCACGCUGACGGAGCUCCACGACGGAGUGGAGACGCCCGCAGUCACCACCACUGCUACCACCACUAGCACCACCUCCACCGUGGCCAUAGCGGUGGCCAACGAGACGUCCCACUUGCUCAGCCAGCAGCAGAACUGUGUGGGCCUCAGCCGGAGCAACCACAGUGCCCACAAUGAGGGACCCAUCUAGCCCCCGUCGAGCCUGGUGGAGACCGGGUGGAUGGGGGAGGAAGGGGGCAGGUCAAGCUCCACAGGCACAGAGGUGAACAUCUCUGCCCUCCCCCACCACCUCCCCACCCCACCCACCCAGAACCUUCACCCUGUCUCAUGGACAAAACAGGGGUGGUGUAGAUGGAGAUGAGGGAAAGUGUGGGGAGGGUGGAGUGAGGGUGCCACUUCGCCCCAGUCAGUGAGACCCUUAUACACAGGAGCAAUGGGGAAGAGGGGUGCUGGGGUUACCCCACCCCCACCCCAACCCCACGACCCACCCACCCACCCAAACGCUGUCAGAAUCCCUACUGUACAACAUCCUCUUACAGAGGGUGCGCUUGGACAAAACGUUUGACUGAGCUUCUUUUUUGGGACAAUCCAUUUACUUUCAUUGCGGUUACUUGGACCAGUGGACAGCAGUGUGCAUGCAAAACCCCCAGCCUUUCCCCUUACGCACACACACACACACACAUACACUCACACACAGACAAAACACACAAUACAACACAUGCCGUACUUUCUCCUCAGGCCAAAGACUUUGGUCCCCCUCAAUACACAGGACACAUACUGUUUUUGCACACACAAAUUCAUACACAUAUCCAGAUGAUACACACACACAAACACAUAUAUUCAUAUUCACACAAAGAUACAAAUGCAACUACCCACCUGUGCAUUUUUCAGGGAGGCUCAGUUGGCUGUCAAUCCCACCCAUGAGGACUCACAAACAAGCAGAGAGCAAAGGUUAGUCAAAGACUGUACCAAAUACCGCUUUGAAAGAAACCAUUAAACCAUGAACCAAGAA
Molecule: messenger RNA, 3507 nt
Organism: Myripristis murdjan (pinecone soldierfish)
Lineage: Eukaryota; Metazoa; Chordata; Actinopteri; Holocentriformes; Holocentridae
Gene: cnnm2b
Product: cyclin and CBS domain divalent metal cation transport mediator 2b
Exons: 8
Coding region: 133-2685 (850 amino acids)
Biological process (GO): magnesium ion homeostasis; transport
Cellular component (GO): plasma membrane
Molecular function (GO): magnesium ion transmembrane transporter activity
Source: RefSeq, a predicted model, not a curated record